Molecule: messenger RNA, 1599 nt
Organism: Arthroderma uncinatum
Lineage: Eukaryota; Fungi; Ascomycota; Eurotiomycetes; Onygenales; Arthrodermataceae
Product: cytochrome P450 52A10
Exons: 3
Coding region: 1-1599 (532 amino acids)
Molecular function (GO): heme binding; iron ion binding; oxidoreductase activity, acting on paired donors, with incorporation or reduction of molecular oxygen, reduced flavin or flavoprotein as one donor, and incorporation of one atom of oxygen
Source: RefSeq, a predicted model, not a curated record
AUGAUCGAAGAAAUAAUCCAGAAAGUUUCCCUGGGCGGUGGAAUCGUGUGGUCCAUCGUUGCUCUUGUCGUCCUCUACGUGGGAUAUGAUCUCUAUACAGAUUAUAAGGUCUCGAGAUUGGGAGCAUUUGCUCCUCGUAUAAAGACUUACCUGCCAGUUAGCGCCGAUUUCAUUGUCAAGGCAGUUGAGGCAGCAAAGAAACAUAAGGACCUUGAAUUCUGGAACUCUAUGCUUUUGACCACUCCGUCGCCUUGGAAUGGCCCGUCAGCAACCAUUGAACUGAAAGUUCGCCCGUACGCCCGCAACAUCUUCACUGCCGAUCCAGAAAACAUCAAAGCUGUUUUAACAAGUCAAUUCAACGACUAUGGGAAGGGUUGGCGUUUUCAUAAAGAGUGGAAAGACUUUCUGGGAGACAGCAUCUUCGCCACGGAUGGAGAGCUGUGGUCACGAUCUCGACAUCUCAUUCGCCCAAUGUUUGCAAAGGAGAGAUUUGUCGACACUGAAAUCUUUGAGAAGCACAUUGAAAAGCUGAUCCCCUUGCUGGCUGCAAAUGCAGACGGCGGGGGUAUUGUAGACGUCGCACCGUUAUUUUUUAGGUUCACCCUUGAUGCUGCAACAGAUUAUCUUCUCGGAAAGAGCGUUGACAGCUUGGAUGAUCCAAAGACUGUCUUUGCGGAAUCCUUUCAAUAUGUUUUACACAGGCAGUCUGUCCUUUUCAGAGCUGGGCCCCUACGAAAGUUCCUUUCAGAACGAGAAUUCAAGAUCAAUAUCCGAAAAAUGAACGAAUUCCUCCAGCAGUUUAUCGACCAGGUCUUGGCUCUAACCCCCGAGGAACUAGACAGCCGACUUUCCAAGCAGGAUACGUUCCUCCAUGCUCUCGCCAGGUUCACUCGUGACCCCGUUGUCCUCCGUGACCAACUUGUAGCCAUACUCCUUGCUGGCCGCGAUACCACUGCCGCUACCCUUGCGUUCGCCAUGUUCGAACUCUCCCGCCACCCAGAGACUGUGAAAAAGGCACGAGCGGAAAUUGCCGCAACAUGCGGUACCAAUAAGCCGACCUACGCGGAUUUGAAGGCGAUGAAGUACAUCAACGCCAUUAUCAACGAGGUCAUGCGCCUGUAUCCAGUUGUGCCCUUUAAUGUCCGCCACGCUGUCGUCGACACGACGCUACCUCGUGGUGGCGGGCCAGAUGGGAAAUCUCCCAUCGGUGUCCCGAAAGAUACUCGCAUCCUCUACUCGACUAUGUCCAUGCAGCGAAGGCGAGAUCUUUAUGACCCACCGCCAACCGCAACCUCCUCACCAGAAGAAAAAGCCAAACCUUGGUACGACCCUCUUGAAUUCCACGCCGAACGCUGGACUUCCGGCUGGCAGCCUAAGCCAUGGCACUUUAUUCCUUUCAACGGCGGCCCAAGAAUUUGCCUUGGUCAACAAUUCGCUACAAUCGAAAUGGGAUACACAAUCACUCGAAUUUUGCAGCACUACUCUGAGGUAACGGGCAUUGGGUGCCCGCCACCAGGAACGGAUCCAGCCUUGAGGAUUGAUGUGACACUCUCCCCAGGUCAAGAAUUUAACUGUGUUUUCCGCCGUGAGGGGGCCUAA